GUUGAUAAUAGCUGCACAAAAAGAGCUAACAGCAGCCUCUUUAAAUGAAUAUUUUUUUAAGUGCACAUAUACUCAAUGUCUAUACUUGGUGCAGAGGUCUCAAAUGGGAUUGAAUAAUGGUACCAUUUGAGUCUGAGCUCCAUGUUCAUCACUCCACGGACGUAUCGUGCUUCGCAAAAACCAGACCAAGGUUUUGUCUCUAUCAACGGCACAAGUGAUCUUGAAUAUCAUACAAUUCGAGGGUGGCAUGCUGCUGGCCGGGUUCGGAAUUGCGCUACUAAGAUGCUCUUGAUUCAUCAGGCUGGCAGUGUCCGUGUGGGCGAGGUAGUCCGAUACACGUUAACCUAUACACCGACGGCAGAUAAUAUCCGCCCACCGCCAGGAAGAUUAUAUGUGAAGAUCAAGAAUACCACCCCCAUCCCCUUGCGUGCCGCGUAUCUUCAUGGUCCAUACUCUCUCUAUGCCUCGUGUUACCCAUCCACUUUCAAUCCUAAGGUCAAGGCUGUUGAUCAAGAUCCUGAAGCAAGCCCACAGUAUGAACCCUAUCUCAAAGCUGGAGGUACUUGGCACGCGUCUGUAACCCUGGCGCAUCAUUUGCAAGAGACACGGGGUGAAUCAAAUAGAACAGAGGUGUCGGACGACAGCGGGAGUGUUACGUGGAUCAUCGAGAUCAUUUCACAGGUGGUGUUCUCCAGCACCGCAUCCGUAAGCUUUGAGCUUCUAGUUGGUCGCGAUGCAGCGUCGGUAGAUCUGUUGUCUGCGGGUAGCAUGUCCUUGGCUGGGAUGUCAAAACCUGCCCAAUUGAAGGAACACUGGUCACCGGAGUCCAAGGGUUCGCAAGUGUUGGCUCAAAAGGGAGUUUACUCCCGAGCAGUCACCCUACAAGUGGAUGAUACAGCUAGUCUUUGGAACACACCGCAGCUUCACUUGUCUAGCCGUGAGAAAGAAAAGGAGGAGAAAGUUGAGCUCACCAGGGAUGCGGUCGCCGAUGGUCACGGAGAACCAAGUCUGCCUGAUCUCACAUCAACGGCUUCCUUCAAUGAGAACCCCAAAAGGCGGAUUCAUCUUGUUGUGUUGACCCAUGGUCUACAUAGUAAUCUAGGAGCAGAUAUGCUUUUCCUCAAAGAAAGUAUCGACGCUUCCGUCAGAACUGCAAAGCAAAAAUCAGAAGGUCGUUGCCCAAGUUGUGAAGCAAGUCCGUCCACUGGACGGUCCUCGCCAGAGUUGGUCGAUGGGCACCGCGCUUCUACUAACUGUAGUAAACGAGUUAGCGGCGUCGAAGACGAGCAAGUCAUAGUAAGAGGCUUUGCUGGAAAUGCAGUGCGUACGGAGCGUGGCAUACAAUACCUUGGCAAGCGUCUGGCAAAGUACAUCCUGCAAAUGGCGCAUCUGGAUCCUCCAAAUUGUACAACAAAACCAGGAUCUCAUACUGGGCUGUUCUCUAAUCGGAAACGGCCCGCGGAGCAAAGCUCAGAUCCUUUCCAACCGCGUUGUACCAAGUCAGAGCUUUCGGUCUGUGAAGCUUGCGCUUAUCGGAUAACUAGUAUCAGCUUCAUAGGGCAUUCGCUUGGUGGCCUUGUCCAAACAUAUGCCAUUGCAUAUAUUCACAAGCACUUCCCCGCAUUCUUCAACGAGAUCAGACCGAUCAACUUUGUGACCCUAGCGACGCCUUUCCUUGGUCUUAGCAAUGAGAACCCAAUAUAUGUUCGUUUCGCCUUGGAUUUAGGUCUUGUCGGUCGGACUGGGCAGGACCUCGGUCUUAGCUGGACAGCACCCAGAGCGAGAAGUGGCUGGGAAGCUCUAGUUGGUGGAAGAGGGAAUUCUAAUCAGUCGCAAGGUUACGCAGACGCUCGGUCCAAACCACUUUUGCGUAUACUUCCCUGUGGACCUGCGCACGAGGCGCUCUCGAAAUUCCAACGCCGCACACUUUACUCUAACGUGGUCAACGAUGGAAUAGUACCUUUACGGACGUCGUGCCUGCUUUUCCUCGACUGGAGAGGUCUUGAUAGGGUCGAGAAGGCACGAAGAGAGAAUGGUCUUGUGGGCACCAUGGCUGAAUGGGGAUGGGCAGAGUUGACCGGAGCUAAUUCGAAGUCCCCACGGUCUCGUUUAAACGCUGAAGCGUUGGCUGAUGGCGAGGCCUUUCGGAACAUGAAGACAACAUCGCAAGUGCAAGGUGUUUCUUCACCAGGGAAUAAUGGCGUCAUGCGCAAUGAAUCAGUCUUGCCGCCGACCAGUCAGCCUUCAAUCAUACAUCCAUGCCCUGGUCCCUUUGAUACGGUCGCCGAUCCUAAUGAAGGCGAGGCUCUAGCUGAGCCGCAGUCGUCUAGCCCUUUAGCCAAGUUAUUCUCUUUCAUCCGCCCGAAGGAGGCAGAGAGUCCAUCUGCCGCACAAAGGCACAGUAAAAUAUACAAGCGGAGCCAGACAAUCGCAACGCCUGGCGAAGUCACGCGCAACCAUACGUCUCCCAUUUCACAUGUUCGUGAGACGCUUGCUGGGCGUCAACCCCACGAACAUGGGCCUUUUGCUCCUCCUAAGACAACUUUCUUUGAGUCAGCAAGUGAUCUGCUUAUGCCUCCUCUACCCCCACCUGAAUUUAUCGUCGAUCCUGCGGCUAGACCCAAGACAAUCUUUCACGAUCGCAUAUACUUUCCCGAUGAUAUACCACCACCAACGGCUGCCAAACGACGUACCUUCACCCUGGGCCCUUCACAGAAAAGACCCACAUAUCCCGCACCUCCUCCUUCGGAAGGACCUACACUUCGAGAGCAUGGCGAAUCCCAGAGUGGUCUGCGAGUUGAGGAAAAAAUAGCCAGGGCUUAUCACCGAGAUCUGUCUUGGCGUAAGGUCCUUGUACGCCUUGAGCCCGAUGCGCACAACAAUAUCAUUGUGCGAAGAAUGUUCACAAAUGCGCAUGGAUGGCCGGUCGUACAGCACCUUGUUGAUUCUCACUUUGGACAUAUGGAAACACCUCCACAAAGUGAGUCAAGUAAAGCGAACCUUGCUGGUCAUCACAAUCAAGGCUGGGAUGAAGAGAUCCCCGUGCUUGGGUCUCAAAGAUGCUAGUCCGCAUCAUAACACCAACUGCAUGGACCGGUCGAAGUUAAUAAUUCCAUAUUCUGGCGCAUAUCGGGUGAGACCUUCAUAUUCUGGGAUCAAAACUUGGGUGCUUAACCCAAGGGUGUGUCCGGAAGGUGUAAAUUUCUCCCAAUCACAAAACUUGGGCUACAUCAUUACCGAUUGAAUUUAUAGAUGCUUUUACGCCUGUUGGGUAUGCUCACUUAUAUAGUAGCAUGUACUUCAACAUGGAGGUCUGACAUGCAAAUGGAGGUAAUAGGCGCAAAGGAUUACUAGCCUGUAUCAUCAAUUCCUCACUGUGCCACGUCCAAUUUUGAGUCGUCAAGACUAUGUUGAUAAGCUUGCCAGGCAAAUCUGGU
Aspergillus homomorphus CBS 101889 is the source of this 3437-nucleotide messenger RNA. Its product is annotated as lipase ROG1 family protein. The coding region runs from base 142 to 3066 and encodes 974 amino acids. Lineage: Eukaryota; Fungi; Ascomycota; Eurotiomycetes; Eurotiales; Aspergillaceae. Gene Ontology annotation, molecular function: monoacylglycerol lipase activity. The record is from RefSeq and is a predicted model, not a curated record. The transcript has 3 exons.